AUGGUAUGGCAGAGUUGCUAUGCAGUGCUUGUUUGGAGCCUUUGUAUCUCUUCAAAGGCCCAGACAGUGAGCUGGAGCACCACAGUGGGUACCGAGCUCUACGACUACAGUCGGGCAGUGGUCAGCAACUCGCAGGGGGAGAUCUUUAUCGCAGGCGCAAGCCGUGGUCAGAUGGCAGAAAAUGGCACUUGGGAUGAGAUUGACACCACCAUGGACGCCUGGGUCAUGAAGUUCUCUUCUGACGGGAACCUGCUUUGGACGCUCGGCACUCCGCCUUCGGUGCGUAGCGACGCAGCGAGUGCUGCUUCCGCGCGGACGCGCGCGUCACGGCGAAAGGGUGCAGUGGAAAUCAGUGUGAUCUGGCUGGAUAUGACCACUGGCGCUGUGGUUCAGAGGGCGGAUGUGGCCACCCCGUCGCACACCUACCCGAAGGGCCCGGGGGGGCGCGCAGAUGGCGAGGUGGCCAAUUCCGGCAGAGGCGCUCUUGAGCGGGCUCCUGAGCUUGUUGUGGACCAAAGUGACAACAUCUUUCUGGUGGGCUACACCGGAGGCAGUCUGAACGGUCAGAAUGCAGGCUCGAAUGAUAUCUUCGUGAUGAAGCUGGACCCAUACGGUGAUCGGCUUUGGACCUGGCAAACCGGGACGGCCCAAGAUGACCGGGGCCAUUCCAUCCAGCUGGAUACGACCGGGAACAUCUUCGUUGGAGGAUCGGUCGGGAGUCGACCUGAUAUGGAGGCGACCUUGAAGACGCCCAAGUCGCAGGCCAUCGAGCGGCUUUUCUUGGUGCUCUUCUACGAAGGGUCAAGUGCCCAACACAUCCACAGAAACGUAGUGCGGAGUGCUAUGUCAGGUGACGACCACGUAGGUCAAGUCCAGGGAGGCGGCCAGCAGGAUUACAUCACUGUCAAGCUCAUGAAGUCUCUCGCUGGGAGGAAGAUCGUUAUCGUUUUCCUCCUUAUCAAUACAAAGAUGACCACGUACUCUGGAAGCGACAGGGAAUGUGGCGAGAGAGAGGCGUUGAUGGGUUUCCCUGUUGACUACACACGCCAGUGCGCCCCCAAGGCAGAGCAGAAGGGAGAACACUACGAGGACAUUCGCAUGAGUAUGAUUGGGAACAGCUGGCAUGUGGGAGUAUAG
Messenger RNA from Durusdinium trenchii, 1137 nucleotides. The record is from the annotation of a GenBank genome assembly. Lineage: Eukaryota; Dinophyceae; Suessiales; Symbiodiniaceae.